Molecule: messenger RNA, 1536 nt
Organism: Apaloderma vittatum (bar-tailed trogon)
Lineage: Eukaryota; Metazoa; Chordata; Aves; Trogoniformes; Trogonidae
Product: gap junction alpha-9 protein-like
Exons: 1
Coding region: 1-1536 (511 amino acids)
Biological process (GO): cell communication
Cellular component (GO): connexin complex
Source: RefSeq, a predicted model, not a curated record
AUGGGAGACUGGAAUUUCCUUGGAGGCAUUUUAGAGGAGGUUCACAUUCAUUCCACUAUUAUUGGAAAGAUUUGGCUAACAAUCCUCUUCGUAUUUCGAAUGCUUGUCCUCGGAGUGGCAACUGAGGAUGUUUGGAAUGAUGAACAAUCAGAAUUUAUAUGCAAUACUGAGCAACCUGGUUGCAGAAACGUGUGCUAUGAUGAGGCCUUUCCCAUUUCUCUCAUAAGAUACUGGGUCUUGCAAGUUAUAUUUGUGUCUUCCCCUUCCUUGGUGUAUAUGGGUCACGCCUUAUACAGACUAAGAACUCUGGAAAAAGACAGGCAAAAAAAGAAAGCUCAGCUAAGAAUGGAACUUGAAAGCACUGAAUUAGAAAUGACUGAAAAUCGGAAAAGGCUGGAGAGAGAACUCCGGCAAUUGGAUCAGAGAAAGCUAAACAAAGCACCCCUGAGAGGCUCCUUGCUCUGCACUUACGUGAUACAUAUUUUAACGAGAUCUGCAGUAGAAGUCAGUUUUAUGAUUGGGCAGUAUCUUCUUUAUGGCUUUUAUCUAGAUCCCCUUUAUAAAUGCCAGAGAGCUCCAUGUCCAAAUACAGUUGACUGUUUUGUAUCUAGACCAACAGAAAAGACAGUGUUCAUAUUAUUCAUGCAAUCGAUAGCGACUGUAUCACUGCUUUUAAAUAUCCUAGAAAUUAUCCACCUAGGAUUCCGAAAAAUUAGAAUGGGUCUCUGUGGACAGAAUAAAAACAAGGAUGACCCUUACAAUUUCUACACAAACAAAUCUAAGAAAUACUCUGUGAUACCCCUCUCUUCUUUGGGUAUAUCGACCACACCUCAAAAAACUCUUCCUUCUGCACUUAGUGGUUAUACCUUUUUAGUGGAAAAGCAGACUGAUGCUGCUGUCUACCCAGAUCUAAAUUCUUCUGCCAUAUUUCAAUCUGUGCAAAAUAACCAUGCAGAAAGCAGCAACAAUUACACCCAUCACAUUCAGGUAAUUAAAUCACCAAAAAAGAGGCAGGCUACAAAUGCUUUAGACAGUCAGACCCAAAAUACUAGCAUGAAUAAUGAACGCUUGUUUCGGGAGCUUGGGACUGAAGCGCAUGAUGAGCGGAAAGAAUCCGAAAAGAAGCAUUUCCUUGUUGUUACUCAGAAUGAAGAUACAGCUUCAAGCACACGCUUGCGAAGCUUUGCUGAAAUGCCUUCUCAAACUUCAGUGCAACCUGAUACAACUUUUCCUGUUAUCAGUUUUAAAAGACAACGUGGAAUCGAUUCGUCUCACAACUGCUCAGCAGUGGUUGAGAGUGCAGGAGCUUUGACAAAUUCUCUUCCAAAGAACAGCAGCAGAAGACAGAGCAUUUUCAGUGCAGGCAAAUCCCAACCCCCUUACGAUGUUGACACUCCCGACUCUACAGUGGAGGUGAGCUUAGAAUCUAGACAAAGUAGAAACUGUGAUAGUCCAAAGCCUUUCUCUCUGUCUAGACAACUGUCGCUGUCGAGUAAUGGCAGCAGCAGACGUGCCCCCACUGAUCUUCAAAUAUAG